Molecule: messenger RNA, 717 nt
Organism: Myxocyprinus asiaticus (Chinese sucker)
Lineage: Eukaryota; Metazoa; Chordata; Actinopteri; Cypriniformes; Catostomidae
Product: lectin-like
Exons: 6
Coding region: 68-613 (181 amino acids)
Molecular function (GO): signaling receptor activity
Source: RefSeq, a predicted model, not a curated record
UAGAAGUUGAGACAGACACAUAUGUCACAUUGAGAACAGACAGAAGACUUAAAGUGAAAGGUUUGCAAUGGGUAAAACGGGAAUGAGAUUUUUGUUGAUGACACUCUUUUUUGCAACAAUAAAGAGAGAUGAUGCAGCAGGCCAUGCAAAUGUCACAGCACACUGUCCUAUGCCUAAACACUGUAAUGUGGCUGGCUUUAAUGACUGGUACAAAGUGGGCAGGGAAUGUGUCAAUUAUUUCAACACGAAUCUCAACUUCUCUGAUGCUGAGUUCAGCUGUAGGAGCAAAGUCCCUGGUGGACACCUGGUGUCACUGCAUAAUAAACGGGCAAACGAUGAUAUACAAUGCAUUGUGGAGAAGUUGAACCCAAAACACCUUCGCAUUUGGCUUGGGGGCUAUGAAUUUUUUAAGACUGGCAAAUUUUUUUGGACUGAUGGUUCCCACUGGGACUAUGAAAUCUGGACACCUGGUGAGCCUAACAACAUCUUCACUAGCACGGAGGAUUGUGUGGAGAUGAACUGGAACCACGUCGGCAAGUGGAAUGAUGAUUCUUGUAUGAACAAGAAAUCCUAUUUGUGUGCCUUCAAGCUAAAAUGCAACUCUGAGCAGUAGACCGAUCUGGGUACCAUCCAAUAAUUCCAUGUUCUCCACUGACACCAAAAAACAUAAAAAAAAUACAUUCUUAAAUGACUUUAAAAUGAUAAUAAAAAACUUUU